AUGAACGAUUUACCACAAAUGCCGACCCCGCAACAGGCAUCGUAUCAACAACAUCAACAACAGUACAAUAAUAAAAAGCACGCACAACAAGGCAUACACUCAAAUUCAAGCAGCUCCAAAGUCAAUUACAAGCCACCUCAUCAAUCGAGAAAUACAAGCUCGCAUUCAAAUGCCUCCUAUCAACCACAACAAUACUAUCAACAGCCCCCUCCAAAUGACUAUUAUCGUCAACAACAGCCCCCACAAAAUACAGGUUUCCCACCACAAGCGGUGUACCAGCAACCACCGGUUUACCAAAUGCCCCCACCACAACAACAGCCACAGCAAGUUUCACAACAAUAUAGUCUGCCUCAGCCUGUCUAUCAAAGUCACGCACAACCAGUGCACCCUCAACAAUACCAAAAUGUACCACCACCACAACAACCACAACAGCUGCUGCCUCCACACGUUUACCACUCACAACCAACGGGAAUUCCCACUUCUCAACAAUUGUACCAGCAGCCACCAAACCAGUACGAGUCUUAUCAAAAAAAAAAUAGUAAUAGUGGAUCAGUUGGGAAGAAACCACCACCUGUGACGUCGCUGCCUCCACGUCAGCAAAGACCAGUAAACAAGUCAAAGGAAUCCUUACACGAGAAACCUUUAUCCUCAAAGCAGAAAUUGGAGCUAGAAUUGAGGAGUGUUUUUGAAAAAGUGGAUGUUAACAAAUCAGGUAGAAUAUCGGCUAAAGAAUUGUCAUAUGCGUUAUUAAAUUUCGAUCACACUAGAUUCCAAGAUUCGACCAUCAAGCUAAUGAUGAGUUUGUUUACUAAUAAAGGCGAUGCAUCAUCAUCGUCAUCAUCAUACAGUUCCAACAAAUCACUAAAUUUCGACCAAUUCGUAUCAUUAUGGAAGUAUUUGUCAGCUUAUAAAAAGUUGUUUAUACAAGCAGAUACAGAUAAAUCGGGUGAUGUAUCAUUUGGGGAAUUUCAAAAAAUCCUCGAACAAAUUGGAUAUAAGUUAGAUAUCGACUUGGUACUACAUUUAUUUUCUAAAUAUAGUUUGAAAGAUAGUGGAGAAAUCGGCCGAUUGAAAUUUGAUUCUUUUAUAGAAUUGUUGGUUUAUUUGAGAAAAUUGACAGAUAUAUUCAAAAAGUAUGAUAAGGACUUAUCUGGAACGGCCACGAUUGGGUUUUCUGAUUUUUUGUUUGAAGUGAGUAACAUGUCAUAG
Messenger RNA from Lodderomyces orthopsilosis Co 90-125, 1209 nucleotides. RefSeq lists its product as uncharacterized. NCBI's taxonomy places the organism in Eukaryota, Fungi, Ascomycota, Pichiomycetes, Serinales, Debaryomycetaceae. The record is from RefSeq and is a predicted model, not a curated record. Gene Ontology annotation, molecular function: calcium ion binding. The coding region runs from base 1 to 1209 and encodes 402 amino acids. The transcript has a single exon.